Messenger RNA from Mucor velutinosus, 3876 nucleotides. RefSeq lists its product as uncharacterized. The transcript has a single exon. NCBI's taxonomy places the organism in Eukaryota, Fungi, Mucoromycota, Mucoromycetes, Mucorales, Mucoraceae. Bases 1 to 3876 code for a protein of 1291 amino acids. The record is from RefSeq and is a predicted model, not a curated record. Gene Ontology annotation, molecular function: catalytic activity.
AUGAGUGAAUCAAACCAAACUAAGAAUAUCAAAAUUAAGAUUGGUUCAAUCAACUGUAGGAACCUUAACAAACAAUACAAUCAAAACACAACAACACAAUUCAUAAGAUAUCUCAAAGGAGAACUAUGCAACAUAUUACUAUGCCAGGAAACCAAUACUCCAUCACACUCGUUUGACACUGUUACAACUUCCUUCAAAUACCAGUUCCAAUACCACCAAGCCAUCUGGACCGGACACUGUGGAAUUAUCAACUUCAAUCAAGCCUUACACCUGCAACAACUAAAGACCUUUGACGAUGGAAGAGCUAUAUUGGCUAAGCUCUCUCUUGUCGACAAUAAUAUGCCACCUAUGUAUAUACUCAAUAUUUAUGCACAUGCUGAUGACUAUAGGGCCAGGAAUCAGCUUUUUGGUCAAGUUAUCACUCACCUCAACACUAUGCCUGACAUUCUGCCAUCGUUACUGAUCGCAGGGGAUAUGAACUAUUGUUUUGACAAUGCCAGUUAUCACCACUCUCACCGAGCAGGUAAACCGAAACAGUUUAUGGAAUUCUUGAACACCCAUUUCUCUGAUUGCCUCAACCCGAGAAAUGAACCUCAUGCAUACACCUUCAAGCGCGGAUCAACCAUGUCUACUUUGGAUUACAUGUUUGCUGGACAGGAUAUAGCUUCAAAGAUGAGCGAUGCCACCAACUCGUUCCUCCGUCCUGAAUGGACUGAUCAUGCUCUUGUGACCAAAACUUACACAACCGGAUUGACAAACUGUGGUAAAGGCAUUUGGCGUGCAAACCCUCACCUUGCCAAAAAUCCUAGGUACAGACAGAAGUUGGCUGAUGAAAUCGAGAGAUUCGUGGCGACCAAAUUGGACUACAAUCUUUCAGCUCAAGACAAGUGGGAUUUGAUCAAGCGGAAGACCAAACAGGUUACUAUCAACUUUGCUAGACACCAUGAUACUUGGAGAAAGGCCAGAAUCAAGGCGCUGCAAAGCGAGAGGAAUAACUUGCUGCGAUGCUACCGGAAUGACAUUGAGAGCUUGAAACUGCUGCUGCCGGAUGUGGAGGGAGAGCUAUCCAAGCUACAGCAGGAAAUUGUGGAGAUUCAGAUGUUGAAAGCAGGCCGCCGAUGGUUGGAGCAGAGUGAGAAGUCCCCAGGAUAUAUCAAACACACCAUUGACCAGCGUGUUGACCAACGGACAAUUGCAAUGUUGAAACAUCCUAGCACUGGAGAUGCUUGCCUAGACACGGAAACCAAACUCAAUGCUGCUGAAUCCUUCUACCAGGAUCUGUACACGGAGGAGCCAAUUGACAUGGAUUGCUUGAAUAUCAUGCUCGGUCAUAUUGACCGUACGGUAUCACCGGAGGAUGCUACAAUGAUUAUGGAGCCAAUAGACUAUGAUUACAUCUUGGACGGUGCCCGUCGAACCCCCAAACAGAGUAGCCCAGGACUGGACGGCAUUGGCUAUGAGAUACUUUACCUCCUUGUCUCUCACCCAAGCUGUCGUGAUAUUAUCCAUCAGGUAUUUAAUGACGCUGUUCGUUCGGCAAAGUUCCCCAAAUCUUGGCAGGCCUCAUGUAUCAUUAUCUUACACAAGAAAGGUGACAAGAGUGAUCUAGCUAACUACCGUCCCAUCACAUUGAUUGCAGCGGAUUGCAAGGUCUUUACUCGCAUCAUGAACUCUAGAGUUGUCCAAGUGGCUAACAGGAUUAUCACCCCUUAUCAAUGCGGUUUCUUGCCCGGCCGUUAUAUUGGGGAUCAUGGAAUGUCUCUCCAGGUGAUUAUGGAUAAUGCACAGUCUGCUAGCUGGCGGAACCCCUCCAACUUUACUGCCUAUGCUGGCAUCAUGCUUGAUAAUGCCAAGGCCUAUGACCGGGUUCACCCAAAGUAUCUCUCCCAAGUACUGUUAAAGUUUGGCUUCCCUGAAGCGUUUGUCACAUGCAUUACCAACCUGUUCUUCGAUAACUCCAUCUAUGUCAAUGUGAAUGGCUUCUUAACCGGUGCAAUCUCUCAGCGACGAGGGAUUCGUCAAGGUGAUAGUAUCUCGCCAGUCUUGUUCAACCUGGCCAUUGAGCCGUUCCUACUCUCCAUAGUCAACAAUGUGAACCUCUCAGGAUACAACCUGCAACACGUCAAGCUCCCGCACCAAAUACAGAACCCAUGGAUAUCUCCUGCUCCCAUCAAGGUCCUCGCGUACGCCGAUGAUGUCCUGUCCUUUGUGAAGUCGCAAGAUGAAUUAGUUGAGCUCCAGGAUCGUCUCAGAGUGUACAAUCAAGCCUCCAAUGCCAAGAUCAAUUACAGUAAAUCCGUCGCCUUCCCGCUGCACGGCGGUAAGAUGAAAGAUACUGAUGGCCAACAGGUCAAACGUUAUGUCACUACUCAACUGCGUAUGAAGUGGUACGACAGCCACUCCACGGGUUAUAUCAAGUAUCUUGGAUACCCACUCUGGUUUGCUAAUCACCAACGCGAUGUCUUCGUCUCAGAGCUACUGGGCAAUAUCAGGGUCAUGACUGACAUCUACGGGUCUAGAAAGGUCUCACUCUACGGCAAGGCCAACAUCGCCAACACGCUCAUCCUCUCCAAGCUGUGGCAUGUUAUCCGAGUUGUGUCGCUCCCUCAAGAGGUUUUGAAAAAGAUCAAGUCCACCAUUUACCAAUUUGUGAUGUCCGGUUUGUUCCCACCGCUCAAGGCAAACUCAUUCUUUCUACCUCGUGAUCAAGGCGGACUAGGCCUGAUCGACAUUGGCGCACAACAAAAGUCGUUACAGUUUCGAUACCUACGAGUCUUACUACUCGGUAACCAUGGCCGCCUACCUGGCUUCACAUAUCAACUGCUCACUCACGCACUUCGUCUCACAAACGACGUCGCUCAUCAUGCCCUGCCUCUCUUGUUUCCAUCUGCUCGCUACAAGAAUACGCUGAAUGGUCUCCAUCCAUUCCUAUCGAUGUUCAAUGCCAUGGACAUCUGCAGCCUUCACAGAGACUGGGAUAGACGCCCAACAAUCACUACCAUCAUGAGUCUCCCCCUCCUUGCUGCCUUCAACCCCUUUGCUGUUACAACAGACCUGGAAUUCAUGACCAAAGAUUCGGUUAGGAGAAGUUGUAUCCGCGACUUCUUUGUAUAUGACCUUGCUCAGCAUAGCCUCCAGUUUCGACCUCGGUCAGAAUGCCCCACACCAACCACCUUGAACAAAGUUCGUCGUGCCCUAGCCAACCAUCAGAUCUCCUUCCAACGCUUUGUCAACCACAACAAUGCCGGCGAGAUGGAUUUCCUGCCUUUCGUUGAAUCCAUGAUCUACCAACAACACCCAAUCUUCAAACUGCCGAAUAGAGAGCUCCGUUUCGUCAUGCUAGACAUGGCUAACCUCGAUGUCGGUAGACAUUACAGUAACCAACUCAGCAAACAGCAAUGGAAGGCAUUCUACAAGAACACGAUGCACUACUCAGCUCGCAACCUUUGGUACAGAAUGAUCCACAAACAAAGCUCAAAUCAACUGGCAAUGGCCCAACGCAAUCUUAAACAUGCCGCAUCAGACCGCUGUACCCUUUGCAAUGAAGUGGAAGACGCUCAACACCUGCUCAUCAGUUGCGUCCAUAAACUUGAUGUCUGGGACUCCUCCUUCAACGAGUUCCUUAGCUAUCCCAAAACCGCCGAUCCACAACUUAUCUACAACUCAAUUAUGCACUUCAAACUGAAGCAUUAUUAUAUCUACAAUUAUGACUUACACAUUACCAUAUAUGACCUCUUUGCCACCAUUAUGCGUACUAUCUGGAGACACCAUUAUCAACAGUUUUACAACCUCAUCCCCUUUAAUGCCAUCCAAGUCUGUCGCCACAUCCGCACAGAACUGUUAAGAUUGUCAAAUCUUAGGCAACUCUCCCAUUAG